UCAGGAUGCUCAGAGCCGCCGCCGGCCGUCCCGACGCGCUGCCGGCGCGCGCGCGCGUGGUGUUGUGAUUGUGCAGUGAAAGUGAUGGUGCCAAAAAAGGUGAUUGUGAUUGACGGCAAUCACUGAUUGUGUUGUUGCUCGUGUGCCCUGCGAGCGGGAAUAGUGGCAACAGACCGGCGGACUAGAGGACCUCGUCGUCGGCAGACCCGGGCCGACCGGGCCGGAUUUCUCGCUUCUCGUCGGACUCGGUGGAGCGGCAUGGCGCCCCCGAGAGGACGGCGAGGGCGGAGCGCCGCGUGACACGAGUGUGCGUGCGGCGUGCGUGCGCGGUCCAUGUUGACAUGGCCCCGCUCUGGCGGCUGGCCUGGCUGCUGCUGCUGGCGCAUCCACUGCACUGUAGCAGCGUCCACCGCAACCGCCCCGAGAACGACGACCUGAUGAUGCUGGACCUCGACAAGCCAAUCCCCGUGCUGCAGGUGCAGGCCCUGCUGGGCAAGAAGGCCUCCAUGCCGUGCGACGUGACGCCGUCCGAACCCGAGGACUUCGUCCACAUGGUGCUCUGGUUCAGGGAGAGCGAGGGCGUCCCGGAGGGCGAGCCUCUCUACAGCUUCGACGGCCGCGGUCGCCCGGUGGGGCAGGAGCUGGUGUACUCGGCCACGGAGGCCUUCGGGACGCGCGCCUUCUUCCGCACCGCCACCACGCCCGCCGAGCUGGUCGUGGACAACCUGUCCGUCAGCGACGAGGGCCUGUACCGCUGCCGGGUGGACUUCCGGAACUCGCCCACCCGCAACGUCAAGGUCAACCUGACCGUCAUAGUGCCACCCUCCAAGCCUGUGAUAUUUGAUUCCGAGAGUAAAGACCCCACCAAGUUAGUGGCGCCUUACAACGAGGGCGACAGCGUCAUUCUUCUGUGCGAAGUUAAGGGAGGCCGGCCGCGUCCGCGCGUCGUCUGGUUCAUGGAGAACAUGGUCCUGGACGAGUCCGUGGAGACGCGCGAGGACGGCGUCACCAUCAACCGGCUGACGCUGCCGAACGUGGGCAGGACGCACCUGCACUCGCGGCUCAUCUGCCAGGCCUCCAACACCAACCUCGCCAUGCCGCUGGCCAAGGCCGUGGUGCUCGACGUCAACCUGAAGCCCACGUCCGUGACCAUCACGACGCGCGAGCGGCACCUGGAGGCCGGCAAGACCUACGAGAUCGAGUGCAAGUCGCAGGGCUCGCGGCCCUCGGCCGUCAUGUCGUGGUGGAAGGGGCCGCACCCGCUGCGGCACCAGGACAAGGUACCAAAUUCGCAGUCGGAGGCGGACGGGGUAGCGCUGAGCGUGCUCAAGUUCUCGCCCACCAUCGACGACGACGGCAAGUACCUGACGUGCCGCGCCGAGAACACGGCCAUCCCCGGCUCCGUCAUCGAGGACAAGCUGCUGCUCAACGUGGAAUACCAGCCGCUCGUCUCCAUCAAGAUGGGGACCACCCUCAAGGCCGACGAGAUCAAGGAGGGCGACGACGUGUACUUCGAGUGCGAGGUCCGCGCCAACCCCAAGGUGUACCGCCUCGUCUGGUACCACGACGGGACUGAGAUCGCCCACAACCAGACGGCCGGCGUGGUGCUCAGCGACCGCAGUCUGGUGCUGCGCCGCAUCAACCGGGCGGCCGCGGGCAGCUACACGUGCCUCGCCGCCAACAGCAUGGGCAAGAGCGGCUCCAACGUGGUCAAGCUCAGCGUCAUGUACGCGCCGCGCUGCCGCGAGGACCGGGACCAGCUGCUGGGCGCCGUGAAGAACGAGCGCAUCGCGCUGCACUGCGACCUGGACGCCAACCCGGAGCAGGUGUCGGUGCACUGGACCUUCAACCACUCGGGCACGCUGCAGGACGUGGCGUCGCGCGUGUCGCAGGGCCCGGCCGGGGCGCAGGGCGCGCACUCCAGCGGGGCCCUGCUGUACUACACGCCCACGCUGGACCAGGACUACGGCACGCUGGCCUGCUACGGCACCAACUCGGUGGGCCGCCAGACGCGGCCCUGCGUCUUCCAGAUCGCCGCCGCCGUCAAGCCCUUCAGCCCCGCCAACUGCACGCUGGCCAACAUGACGGGCGCCGGCUACCUCCGCAUCGAGUGCGUGGAGGGCUUCGACGGCGGCCUGCCGCAGUGGUUCCUGCUGCAGAUGGUGGAGCUGCCCGGCAUGCAAGUGCGGCACAACCUGACGCUGGCCAAGGGACCCCCCGUCUUCGAGCUGACCUGGGUGCCGGCGCCGGGCGUCAUGUACCAGGCCAGGGUGUUCGCCGUCAACACUAAGGGCUCCUCGGACCCCGUCAUCAUCGAGGACGCCCUGCUGAGCGGCAUCUCGCCCGUCACUGGCCCCGUGGUGAGCUCCGGGCUGAGCCCCGUGCUCAUGGUGCUGGUGGCCAUCAGCUGCUCGCUGCUGCUCAUCGGGCUGUCCGCCGUGCUGGCGCUCUACGUGUGCCGGCGCACGCCGCCCGCCGACCUCAAGCACCAGAUGCAGGCGUCUGGGCGGGGCGGCCAGGGCCAGGGCCACGGCCACCAGAGCGGCGCCAACGGCGGCGCGGAGGGCCGCAUGGUGCUCAUCGUGCGCUCGCCCUCGGGCGCCAACGGGCCCGUCAUCACGUCGGGGGCCGUGGUGUCGCCCGAGGACGCGGACCCCGACAUCAUCCCCAGCAAACACGAGCGGCGGCCGCUGCGGGGGUUCAUGAAGAUGCACAGGACGCCGCCGCAGAGGCGGAGACGGAACCGGGCGGACGACGGCGUGGACGACGUGGAGGACGACGACAAGGAGGCCGAGGAGCCCCUGACCAACCACCGGGGCUCGACGCCCGUCCUGCACAGCACGCCGCCCAUGAUGGCCGUGUCCGGCCACGCCACCCUCCCCCACCCGCCCAAGGACUCGGGCCACAAUAUAUACAUUCCGACUGCAAACAGCUUCAGCCACAGCAACAACUCCAUCGCCCACAAGGGGGUGACGGCCUGCUCGCCGCUCAACCCGGUGCACGCCAUGGAGAGGCUCAUGAUGAACGGGUCAACCAAGGCGACGCUGGCGCACCACGAGCCCAUCACCACGUCCAACCGGAUCCAGGAGAGCUGCAUCUAGUGCGUGGUCGCGGUGGUGGUGGUCAAGACAGUGACGCUCUCCGAGUGUCGCCCUUGGUGCUAAAAAAAGGACGCUUAGUGAAGUGACUUACCAAUCCCCGGUAUGGAUUUUUGUGAUUUUGCGAAGAGCCCCCGGCGAAGCGCCUCAGCGUGCUCUGGUCGGGGUUGACCCUUUUGUAUCCGAUCCUCUUGUUGUAACGGGUGUCACUCUGUGUGACGAAUUAAUGUACGACGAAGCAGUAUUUGCCUAAACCUAAGGAAGUGCCCACUUGAUGUUAAUUUGCGUUCUGCCCCUUUAAUAUUUUGCCGAGAUUAAAAAUCGGACCGCUGCAUUUAUAUGUUUUCUUCUAUCUGAAUGGUUAGUGAGUUAGUCAAAUGAAAGGUGACUAUUUUUGUACAACUUCACAAAAAUGUAUAUUGCAUAGUCAAAAGUGUUCCUUUGUUUUCACACAGAGUGAAAAAAAAACAUACUAUGUUAUUUAUUUUUUAUUUUCUUGUGUUUUAACUCUUUGAAUGGAAGACUACGCCGCCCAAACUAAAUCACCCACCCAAUAAUCUACUCAUCUCACUAGUCAUGUUUUUAUUUGAUAGCUGAUCUUAUGAUGAUGGAAGAUUCGACAAGAACGCAAAUUUUUGUUCCCGUUGUUAUGCCAAGGCAUUAAUUGUGAUGCGAAACACGAGAACUACGUUGUUAUGUUACCUGUUCGACAGUAGUUAUGAUGUGAUAAAAAAAUGGUUGUACAUACAUAAAAACACUGAUUGUAGGCCGCCAAUUUUCAAGAAAUGGAAAGAAACCCGCACACAACAAACUGGAUUGCACACUAUGACUAACGCAUUGCACUGGAGUACUCAAGGUUGAAGUGGUACCUGUUAUAUGUUGAGUUAAUCGCACAUAGCGUUUACAAUUUUGAGACUGAUUAUUUAUGUACUUGUGUACUAUUAGUGUGACAACCGAUCCCAGAGACCGUGUGCUUUGAUAGCCACGGCUCCUUGUUUUAAUGAGACCGAGAAGUAAUUUACUCUCUAGUUAGACAAAAAAACUUCUUUUUAAUAGUUGAUGUGCGUAAAUUUAAUUGAAAUUAAUGUGUGUUUGAAAGGAUGAAUUAAUACAUUUUAUUAAUCGUUAGUGUUCUACCGUCUUCGUCUUGUUUGCCAGAGCUCCAUAAACAAUAACAUGUUUUGCUGUAGAAGCUAUGAUUUCAUUGAUGGCCUGAACUGGUAUUUCUUUCUGUGACGGUAACCGCCUCAUUGUUUUUUUUUUUUUUUAAAUGGCCAAUAUUCUAAGCCUUGUGCUGAUUGCCAGCUCUCUUUAUGUGUUUCAAAGCACUUGUUGUUAAAAAAACUUUUGUAUUGUAAAUAAAAGACCAAAGAUAUA
Messenger RNA from Thrips palmi, 4475 nucleotides. Its product is annotated as nephrin-like. Bases 342 to 3101 code for a protein of 919 amino acids. NCBI's taxonomy places the organism in Eukaryota, Metazoa, Arthropoda, Insecta, Thysanoptera, Thripidae. The transcript has 15 exons. The record is from RefSeq and is a predicted model, not a curated record.